AUGAGAUCAUCCAACGAAGAAGACGAGGAUUCCAUUGAAGAACGUGUCAACGAAGAAGUGGAUGAUGAUGAUCCAAAUGUGAUCAUUUCACCGUCACAACCGUCACAACCAACAAAAACAAAAAAAGAGUUGCACCAACUUACUCUCAUCAGAACAUUGAUCCCACUUUUUAAUGAUGGGUCGGGGUUCAAUAUUGGUAUGAUAACAGACAAUGUUACCGAAUGUAUCAGAAAGGAAAAGGCUGAAAACUCCAGGCUCAAUUGUCACAACGAAAUCGGAGAGUUUAUUUUGUUGUUUCUUGCCUUAAUAUCUGGAGCAUCCGCUUUUUCAAUUUCUCAAAUGGAUAAUGUCAUAAAAUUUUUCAAUUUUGGCAUAACGUUGUGUGGAGUCGAUGUAAACAAAUAUCAUUUCAAUUUAAGUCCGACAACAAUAAAAAGAAGAAUUGACCUCAUUUCUGAAGUUAACACGGAACAGACGCUCGAACUGUUGAGGAAUUGUCAUUAUUAUGGUUUGAUGGCAGACAGUGCCAGAUAUGGACCAAACGAACAUUUUUCGUUGUUCAUAAGAAUUUUAACCGAUAAAAUGAUUGUUGUUGAGAAAAAAUUGAAGAUGGAAAAAUAUAUCGGAAAAACAACUGCGGAUGCUUGGUGUGAUUGGGUAAAGUCAGUUGCGGGAUUGUUUGGAUUAAAAUUGAAUUUGUGUGUCAACUUCACCUUCGAUGGUGCUUCGACAAUGAUCUCUAAUGAAGGUGGUCUUGCGGGAAAGUUCAUUGAAUUUAUGAAAUCAAUUGGUAUUGAUGUUAAUGGAUUCGAACCAAAUUAUUGUUUCAAUCAUCGAUUGAGUAAAGCAAUUGAAAAAAUGGGAACGACGUUUUAUGGGUAUCUUGUGAAGAAAUUUUUAUACAAAUUAACUGGAGCCAACGUGAGGAUGAAUUGGGAAUCUUGUUGUAAAGAAAAAGGAAAUGAAAAAGAAGCCUUGUCAAUUCCUCAAUAUAGCAUCACUCGGUUUCUAUAUAUAGCGACAAUAUCUAAUAUGGUAUUUGACAAUCUCAAUGAACUUCAAGAUUUUACAAGGAACCAAAAGAACUGGAAAAUCGAAAUGCCUAAACCGAAAAGAAGGGAGAGCAGUGCCAAACAACAAAACAAAAAUGAUAACGAAAACGACAACUUCGAAGAUGAUGGCAUUGACGUCUCGAGACGGCUUAUCAAAACUGCGACUUUGGACGACGACAAAUUUGUAGCACUUCUGUUCUUUGUUGAUUUCAUUACAAGUCAGGUAAAAGUUCUCAGUGAUUGGCUCCAAAAAUCGUGCCUCUCCUUAGUUGUUGCCUAUCAACGUGUGCUUGAAGUCACCGAGAAUUUAAUCGAACUUAAAAAUGACAUCUAUCAACGCUCAGAAGAAAAACUCUUUAACAUGCUUUACAUCAACAAAGUCAAAUCCCCAGAAAGAGUUCAAUUUCGUGAUAUUUGUCUGGGAUUGCUUAAUCGUUUAUUACAAGCACUUUCUGUUCAAUUCACUCUUCCAACCAAAAAACUCAAGCCAAGCCAAAUAGCGCUCAACGGAGCAACAAAUGAAACAACCAUUGGCAUUAAUACAUUUGGUGACUUUGUUAAACUCGGAGACUCUUUUCGAAACGAAAAUUUUUUGCUUGCCGUCCGCACUUGUUUGUUGCCUGUCUUCAGAAAGGCGAAAUCUGAAAUUUCUGAGGAUCUCAGAUUGGAAAUUGUUCAAUUCAAUCAGUGGAUGGACUCCCACACAAUGCAAAUGACCAAAUUAAAAAGCAGAGACGAAGAACUCAAUAAAGAACAAUUGAUGAGACUUCAAAAGGCUACACAAUCGGUGAGGCUUUCAAAAGAAGCCAAAGACAUUAUUCAAAAACUUGACUCACAACAAAACAUUGGAUUGUUAAAUGAAAAGAAACAAAAUGUUGUGAGGAUUGUUAGAGAAAUGCAAAAAUCGAAGCAAAUUAGGCAUUGCCAAUUGAAUGACAAUUUCGUUCCAUGUCAAAAUACUACAACAUUGGUGGUGCUCUUGCAAAUGUCUGAAUCUGAAAGAUCUCAUUUCCCGCUUAUAAUGGAUUUUUCCAAACGUGUAGAGGCAGUAAAUGUGACUUCUUCGAUAGUCGAACGUUCAUUUUCACGUUUGAAGCAUAUAGCAAAGGCGAAUAUGAAGUCAGAAACAAUUAGUCAAAUGUACGACGUUAAAGAUAUCGUAAAGAAAUGUGAUUUCUGA
Entamoeba invadens IP1 is the source of this 2232-nucleotide messenger RNA. RefSeq lists its product as hypothetical. The transcript has a single exon. Lineage: Eukaryota; Evosea; Mastigamoebida; Endamoebidae. The coding region runs from base 1 to 2232 and encodes 743 amino acids. The record is from RefSeq and is a predicted model, not a curated record.